CCGCCUGUGAGUUGUUGGAGAAGAGUCAAUGUCUUUGGUACAGUACGACUCCUCGUCUGAAGAGGAAAAUGAUGUGGAGACAGUGCCCAGUGUUGUCAACACACCUCAGGUGGCUGAUGACAAGGCUUCAAUAUCAAGUUUCCUCCCUCCACCAAAGAAUCGCAUAGCUCACAACAUUGCAAAGCCAAAGGGUAGGAUAUUAGGGGCAGGAUCUAGGAACCCGAUGAGCAGGCAAAUACCACAGUCCUUGGAAAACGUCGAGCUUGUACGAAGUAACGCAAGCGUUACCUCUUUCGUUCCUCAUUCUGUGCGGUCAAAGAGUCAAACCCAGCCCACCACCACUAUGGCUAAACAACAACCGAGUCGACUGUUUCAGGAGGUCAAGACAAAGAGAAAGCAAUUCACUGGCUCGGAAAUGAAAGUGGAUGUUAAUCCAAUUGUCCCAAUGGAGGAGGAACAUGUCGACGACCACAGCCACCUCAGAACGGAAGGCAACAGUAACAAGAGACCACUUGAACCUGAUCUUCCUGCAAUGAAAGAGUUCAACGUGGACACCUUCUACGAGACAAAUAUCGAGCUGAAAGAAAAGGGGCUGCUGGAGGAAAACAAGAGACUACACGCAGUGACAAACCAUAAGAAUCAACUCUCAUCUCUGAUCAAUAACGCUAAGCAGGACAAAGAACUGUUGGAAGAACAGUUCGAAAGGAACAAAAAGGCCAGAAGGGAGAGAAGCAACAAGUAUGGAUGGUGAAUGCCAUAAUAAACUACUCAAUAUGCCCUAUAUACACCGUAUAAAGAUACCCAUUGGAC
This is a messenger RNA of Williopsis jadinii, 810 nucleotides long. RefSeq names its product PRCC domain-containing protein. The transcript has a single exon. NCBI's taxonomy places the organism in Eukaryota, Fungi, Ascomycota, Saccharomycetes, Phaffomycetales, Wickerhamomycetaceae. The coding region runs from base 29 to 751 and encodes 240 amino acids. The record is from RefSeq and is a predicted model, not a curated record.